This is a messenger RNA of Anarrhichthys ocellatus (wolf-eel), 1432 nucleotides long. RefSeq names its product cellular repressor of E1A-stimulated genes 2 (gene creg2). The record is from RefSeq and is a predicted model, not a curated record. The coding region runs from base 282 to 1124 and encodes 280 amino acids. Lineage: Eukaryota; Metazoa; Chordata; Actinopteri; Perciformes; Anarhichadidae. The transcript has 4 exons.
UGUGCGGGCCUUCUUUGCUAAGUACAAGUACCUCAAAGUUGGAUUUGAGUAAAUGUACUUUUACUCUCCACCGCUAUUUAAACAACACGGCUCUAAAUAUCUGGAACUUUUUCAAUAAUUCUGAAAAAAAUUAAUGAUUAAAAAAAUUACUUUCCCUGACUUGUCAGUAGAUGUCGCUGUAAAGCUGCUCUCUGCUGCAAAAUCUCCUCGUGUUACGAAAGCCAACGCGCGUGAGGUUGUAAACAAACGAGUGGACGAGGGCGGCCAUUGAGCUCAAUGAUAUGAGGGCCCACCACUUCCCCCUGGCAGUGUUUGCCGGCGUCCUGUGUUUGUGCCAAAGCUACACCCUGAGGAGCUCGGUGUCCUGGGUCGUCUCCUCCAACGACGUGGUGGAGGACGCGGACCUGUCGGAGGAGGUCGCCCCGGCGUUGUUGGUGGACAGCGCGAGGCUGUGGAAGCAGGCGUAUCCGUCCUCCAACGUCCUCGGAGACGGCGCGGACAGCCCCGGAGAGCUAGCGAAGCCGGAGAGCGACAAUGUGGCGCAGCUCUCCUCUCGCUUGUUUUCGUAUCGGCUGGAGAAGGUGAAGAAGUCCGGCAGCGGUGGCCCUCCCCCGCACCAGGAGACCGCCAGGACCGCUAGAUACAUCGCUCACUACAGUGACUGGGGACAUCUGUCCACCAUUUCAACUCAAGACAAGAUCAAAGGUCUCCCCUUUGGCAACAUCUUCUCAGUCAGUGAUGGACCGCUGGACAACAGCACUGGAGUCAUCUACUUCUAUCUGACUCCAAUGGACUACACCGUAUCGGACCUGAGAAGUAACCCCUACGCUUCGCUCACAUUCUCAGAGGCUGAGGGAGAAUUCUGCAGGCAAAUGGUGUAUGAGCCGGAAGAUCCGAGAUGUGCUCGACUCACACUAACGGGCAAGAUGGUGGAGGUGGCCCCAGAGGAGCUCGGGUUUGCAAAGGAGGCAAUGUUCUCAAGACAUCCUGUGAUGGCAAAGUGGCCAGUGGGGCACAAGUGGUUCUUCAUGAAGCUGGAGUUGGUCCAGGUCUGGCUGCAGGACUGGAUCGGAGGCAUAUCACUCAUCCCGCUGGAGGACUACUUUACAGCCACGCCUUUCUGAGAACACCCCUCCCUGUGUGCAUCAUGCCAGCCUACACAGAUCCGUUCAGCUGUCUACACUAUAGACUCUAAUAAGGGGCAAUCGUUCCCAAAGCAGCCAUUUGGCAAUACUGUUGCUGUUUUAACUUUUUAAGUGAAUUUUCUUCACUGUUGCCCGAUAACAUCCCACAAUAUCGGUUCAUCAGUUUCCUGUGUUUGGUGUGUGAAUGUAUUCAGUCAUAGAACAUUCUACAUCAUGAUUAAUAAUUUAUGGGUUGACCUUAAAAUAUGUGUCCUGUUUGAAAAAUAAAUGAAUGUCAGCGCACACAA